Molecule: messenger RNA, 628 nt
Organism: Notothenia coriiceps (black rockcod)
Lineage: Eukaryota; Metazoa; Chordata; Actinopteri; Perciformes; Nototheniidae
Product: cyclin-dependent kinase-like 1
Exons: 4
Coding region: 36-425 (129 amino acids)
Biological process (GO): protein phosphorylation
Cellular component (GO): nucleus
Molecular function (GO): ATP binding; protein serine/threonine kinase activity
Source: RefSeq, a predicted model, not a curated record
GGCUGGCGAGUUCACUGCGGACAGGUGACUAGAAAAUGGAGAAAUAUGAAAAGCUGGCCAAAAUCGGCGAGGGUUCUUACGGCGUGGUGUUCAAAUGCAGACACAGAGACACGGGCCAGAUAGUUGCCAUCAAGAAGUUUGUGGAAUCCGAAGAUGAUCCUGUCAUUAAGAAGAUUGCACUGCGAGAAAUCCGCAUGCUGAAGCAGCUGAAACACGUGAAUCUGGUCAACCUGCUGGAGGUGUUCAGGAGGAAAAGACGGCUCCACUUGGUGUUCGAGUUCUGCGAGCAGACAGUCCUCAACGAGCUGGACAAACACCCUCGAGGGGUUCCAGAGGCUCAGCUGAAGAGCAUCGUGUGGCAGACUCUGCAGGCGGUCAACUUCUGCCACAAGCACAAUGUCAGUAUAUUUCAACUGCUAAUAUGAUGUUUUUCUUUGGUCAUUUUCAUGUGUUUAUUCUUUGAUUUUCCACCCUCGGUAUUUGUCCUUCUUCUUAUUGUCUAAAAGGAUAUAUUAAGAGUUUUUAAGGCUGCAUUAGAAAAAUACUUUAAGCCAUAUCUACAGUAUUUUAAAGUUACAUGUUUGUGUAAUAUUUUCCCUCUCCUACUGUGACAACAUGUAAAGAGAUG